Molecule: messenger RNA, 3215 nt
Organism: Puntigrus tetrazona (Sumatra barb)
Lineage: Eukaryota; Metazoa; Chordata; Actinopteri; Cypriniformes; Cyprinidae
Product: ER degradation-enhancing alpha-mannosidase-like protein 3
Biological process (GO): mannose trimming involved in glycoprotein ERAD pathway; carbohydrate metabolic process; endoplasmic reticulum mannose trimming
Cellular component (GO): membrane; endoplasmic reticulum
Molecular function (GO): mannosyl-oligosaccharide 1,2-alpha-mannosidase activity; calcium ion binding
Source: RefSeq, a predicted model, not a curated record
CAAACCAACUAAUGUCAACGAAAUACAUAGGCCAAGUUGACCAAGAAGUGGUUAAGUAUUGGCAGGCCUGUUAUUGCUGUACAUAAAGGGUUACAUUAUAUAGUAUUAAAGGGGCUAAAAAGAAAAAGACCUCUACAAAUGGGGGGAAACUGGAUCAGAAAAGAAUCAUAUGGUUGUGGUGGCUUUGUCAUGGCUCUGGCAGCUGUGAUCUUCUCUUGUCUUUUGAUUGGAGUUACUGGUCAAGAUGGACAUGCAAUGACUGCAGAGGAAAAGUCCAAAAUCAGGGACCAAAUUCUAGAGAUGUUUGAUCAUGCCUAUAACAGUUACAUGGACUAUGCCUACCCAGCAGAUGAGUUAAUGCCCCUCAGCUGCAGAGGAAGGGUGAGAGGGCUGGAACCCAAUCGAGGGGACAUUGAUGACUCUCUGGGAAAGUUCUCUUUAACAUUAAUAGACACUUUAGAUACUCUUGUGUUGUUAAACAAACUGGAUGAAUUUGAGGAGGCUGUGAAGAAGACGGUGCAAGACGUCCGAUUUGAUAAUGACAUUGUCGUCUCUGUCUUUGAGACUAACAUACGUGUGCUGGGUGGCUUGUUGGGUGCACAUGUGAUGGCAGAUGUACUAAAGCAGCGUGGAGAGAGGAUGCAGUGGUACAGAGAUGAACUGCUACACAUGGCCAAGGAACUGGGCUACCGCCUCCUGCCUGCCUUUAACACCACCAGUGGCCUUCCUUAUCCUCGGGUAAAUUUGCUCUAUGGGGUCGUCAACCCCCUUUCUCGGACGGGGACAGAGUCGGACACCUGCACUGCUUGCGCGGGCACCAUGAUUCUGGAGUUUGCAGCUCUCAGCCGACUCUCCGGGAACCCGAUAUUUGAGGAACAUGCUAGGAAAGCUAUGGAUGUCCUCUGGGAGAAAAGGCAAAGAGGAAGUGACCUUGUCGGCACUGUGAUCAACAUCCACAAUGGAGACUGGGUUCGCAGAGAUAGUGGUGUUGGCGCUGGAAUCGACUCUUAUUAUGAAUACUUGAUGAAAGCUUAUAUUCUUCUUGGGGACAAGGUGUACCUUAACAGAUUCAACACACACUAUAGUGCCAUUAUGAAGUACAUCAGCCAGCCUCCUCUGCUGCUCAACGUGCACAUGCACAACCCCACCGUAAACGUGCGAAGCUGGAUGGAUUCCUUGCUUGCCUUCUUCCCCGGGCUGCAGGUUCUGAGAGGAGACUUGAAACCUGCCAUAGAGACGCACGAGAUGCUGUACCAAGUGACUAAACAGCACAAUUUCCUCCCUGAGGCCUUUACCACUGAGUUCAGAGUUCACUGGGGCCAGCACCCAUUGAGACCGGAGUUUGCUGAAAGCACUUAUUUCCUUUACAAAGCCACAGGUGAUCCUUACUAUUUGAAAGUAGGCCAGUCUAUAGUGGAGAAGCUGAACACUCACGCUCGAGUCCCUUGUGGCUUCGCUGCCGUGCAGGAUGUAAGGAGAACGCAUGAGGACAGAAUGGAUUCCUUCUUCCUGGCUGAGAUGUUUAAGUACCUCUACCUGCUUUUCUCAGAGAAGAGCCAGUUGCCUAUAAACAUUGAUGAUUAUAUUUUCACUACUGAGGCUCAUUUGCUCCCAGUAUCUCUGUCUACAACCCAACCCCCCUGCCACACCAACAACACAGAACCUCAAGCUCAUGAAGACGAUUUAUUUUCAUACUCGUGCCCCAGUGCUCAAACCCUGUUCCCUAACAACCCCACCUUUGCCAAGACGAUCAGGGACAGCUAUAAAUACCUCACUGGUGUGGGAAGAGCCCAGCAGGCCUUACCUGUCAGAGGGAUAGAACUGCCUCUUCAUGAUACGGGCUUGGAGCCGGUGGAGUUUCUGAAAAGCAUGGGCAUCUCUCUGACGCCCCUUACUGAGCUGGUCUCCGCCAGCCAAGGCUCAGCAUUUCAGGACUCUCAGAAGGGUGUGUACAAGUUAAAGCUGGUUGCUGAGGUGAGCCAAACACCUGAGCAUGAGGAAGUGGUGCCACUAAUAGUGCAGCUCAUUUCCCCCCCAUUUUUGGGUCGAACGGUUCUUACAGCUGGUCCAGCAAAGUUUGGAUUGGAUCUUACCAAACAAGAGCAUGGGGUCAAAGGCAGCAUUGUGAAGAGUGUUCCCUAUACAGCAUGUGGCCCAAUUGAAAAUGCAGUAGAGCUGCAGGGACGCAUAGCGCUGGCAUUGAGAGGUGACUGCAUGUUUGCUGCCAAAGCUCGGCGCCUGCAGGAAGCAGGAGUCACCGGAAUCAUCUUCAUUGAUCACAGAGAGGGCAGCAGCAGCGCUGAGACUCCUCUCUUCCAGAUGGUUGGAGAUGGAGAGCCUACAGAUGACAUCACAGUUCCCCUGGUGUUCCUCUUCAGCAAAGAGGGAGCUACACUCACUGCCGCUCUGCAAGAACAUCACAAUGUGGACAUUCUUCUUCUGCCCAAAGAGAAACAGCUAGGGAAAGUCUCCUUAUUUUUUUUUUCUCCUUUUAGAAAAACCGAGAAGUUAAAUAUUAAGUUCCGUUUAGCUAAGGAAGGAGAGCUUGGAGGUGAGACUGAAAGCACUACCAUCCAGCUGGUGCUGGAGCAAAGCGAGACUGUCACAGAGACGAACAAUGAGGCCGCAACGUUGAUGAGGAAGAACCAAGAGACCUGCAGCUCACCGCAGAGAGACCCUGAGAGCAGCCCCUGACGGCUGGAUCGGUCACGACCACGACCACGCGCUCCUUCACCGAACACAGGGCCGUUGCUCCCUGUCACCGACCUCAGAAAAUGCAGGCCGCGCUAUUAAAAAGUGUUUAGGCUAAGCCUGGACCGUACCAUCUGAGCUCCUCACAGGGGAUCACAAGUCCUCCCAUAUUAAGAUGGUUUUCUCUUGCAUAGUUGGAACUACAUUGAUCUGCACAGAGUGAGAUGGUACGAUGCACGAAGCUCCCGUCUCUGAUAUCGUGGUAGUUGCAAUAGAUUCUUCUCAAUUGUCUGCAAUUGAAAAGCAUCGGUUUUGGGUAUUAAAGAGAUGAUUCUCUCACCCCACUUUAUGUGGAUCAGAUUUUAUUUGAAUGUUUUUUUCUUUCACUGCGGAUCACUGGUUCUUAGUCCUGUGCUUUUUUUUUUUUUUUUAUGCAUUCUUAAAAGUGUAAGUGGCUUGAAGUCUUCAGGACAUCCUUAACACAGGGCUCCUAUGACCAAACCCCCCAAAAGAACAGUGUUUAA